AUGAAAUCUCUUUUAUUUAUCUUUUUAUUAAUAGUUUCUAUAGUUUCAGGUUAUUACUGUGGUUUUAAUUAUUGCAGAGAGGGUCAAGUUACGAUACAAGAAGAUGAUGGUUGCAGUUGUGUGGAAGAAAAUAAAAGUGAAGUUAAAAUUACAUCUGCUUUAAUGGGAACAUGGGAGGAUGGUAGCCGUGGUGGUGAUACAUUUAUGAGUGUAGAGUACAUAAUAAUAAACAAUGGUGCUAAAGACCUUCGAAAUAUUUUUAUUGUUCCUAAUGAAACAUUGUCAAUUCGUGAUUCACUCUAUAGUGAUGACUCAAUAUGGAAUAUAAUUAUUAAUAAUGGUGGUUUAACACUACCUUAUUAUCAAAACACAAUAAAUUCAAAUCAAUGCUAUAAAUUUGGUUUUAUCAUUAAAAGUAAAACAAUACCAAGCCUAAAAGUAGCUUCAAUUGGUUAUUGA
Messenger RNA from Dictyostelium purpureum, 459 nucleotides. RefSeq lists its product as uncharacterized. Gene Ontology annotation, cellular component: extracellular matrix. Gene Ontology annotation, molecular function: carbohydrate binding; extracellular matrix structural constituent. The record is from RefSeq and is a predicted model, not a curated record. Bases 1 to 459 code for a protein of 152 amino acids. The transcript has a single exon. Gene Ontology annotation, biological process: extracellular matrix organization. Lineage: Eukaryota; Evosea; Eumycetozoa; Dictyosteliales; Dictyosteliaceae.